Pomacea canaliculata is the source of this 1512-nucleotide messenger RNA. Its product is annotated as disintegrin and metalloproteinase domain-containing protein 29-like. Gene Ontology annotation, molecular function: metalloendopeptidase activity. Gene Ontology annotation, biological process: proteolysis. The record is from RefSeq and is a predicted model, not a curated record. Bases 100 to 1410 code for a protein of 436 amino acids. The transcript has 12 exons. NCBI's taxonomy places the organism in Eukaryota, Metazoa, Mollusca, Gastropoda, Architaenioglossa, Ampullariidae.
GCCACCUUGGAACAGUUCAGUCUGCCACGACCAAGCAAAGUGAGGCUUUCGCCGACAACCCACCAGACGACUAAGGAGACGAAGUGUCACUGACUGACAAUGGACAAGAUGUCCAUACUGAUGGUGUGUUUGAUGGCCGCCUUGUCGGAGGCUGCAUUACACGAUUUUUCUAAUGUACUGGACGACGAUGAACUCGUGGAUCAUGCGAGUAGAGUGGCGAGGGCUGCUGAUGCCGCUGGCUAUGAGAUCGCCACGUUGUACGGAGAGAGCUUGGAGUCUGGAGAACAGAGACGCCUCACCAAGAGAGACGUUGAAGACCACGUCGCCAGUCCGUCGUCAAAGUCCAAAAACUUCGAGCUUCGCCUCACUUCCGGAGAGAGACUACACAUGUCACUUCAGAAGCGGCAAGUUCUAUGCUCAGACCUGAAAGUGGUGGAGCGCUUGGAGAACGAAACGAUAAUCAGUCGCCCAGUCAUCAAAGACUGCUUCUUCAGUGGCCUUCUGAGGGACAAGUCUGGCUUCGCUUCACUGUCGCUGUGUGAUGGAAACGUGGUUGGAGCCAUUCAGUCAAAAGACCGUAACUUCCAGUUACUCCCACUUCCGGAAGAUUUCACCCGCAAAUUUCCCUUUCUGCACGUGCUGCUUACGUGGUCAAAUGCAACCGACGAUCAACAUUCUAGCCUCGGAGACAACUUUGUAGACGUGUCGAAAGAUGAAGUGAAUAAAAUAGAGGAUGAAGAUGCAAACAACGAAAAAGUCAAGAGGUCAGUACGCGACAGGAAGGUGACGAUAGAGGUGGGCGUCUACUUGGAUCGACUCUUCUUAAACAAAGUAUGGGAAAAGCAUCAAAUCUCCUCAAACCAGCAGCUUACAGACUUCAUCGCUCGAAAAUGGAGUGGUAUUGCCGGUGUGCUGCACAACCCCUCGCUGGUCGGGUGGGACAUCACGAUCAAAGUCGUCCAUGUGGAGAUCUGGAGAAGCAACCCGUGGUGGUACCAAGACUCCACUAAAGACCUAGGAAAGCGUUUGAGGAUGGCGUCUACCAACACCAUGAAUCAGCCUUUUGACUACAUUUCCUUCGAAACCGCAGAUGCCGAACCACCUGGAAAAAUGGGUCUGGCUCACGUUGGGGGGAUGUGCAACCCAAGAACCCGCGUAGGUAUCACCAAGGGAGCCAACUACAACUUCGGACCUGAGAUCCAUGAGAUGGGACACGCCAUGGGACUGAAGCACGAUAACCAGAUAUGGCAGUGUUCAGGACGUGAGAAAGGUUUCAUGACUACAACUCAGAGUGUCUUCAGACCAUGCUAUGCUAAAGUCCUCGACUCCUCCUUCAGGGACAAAUCGAAGUCCUGCUUGUUUGAAGACAACGUUAAUACCUGGAACUAUAGUCCGGUCAAACUAGGUUGAGUAUGAACAGAAUUUGACAAGUCUUACAGAGUCGUGUCCAGCAUAAUUUCUAUCUUGUAUUCAACUGACGCUUGUGACAAUAAAACUUUGCAGAGAAACAUU